Ramularia collo-cygni is the source of this 1398-nucleotide messenger RNA. RefSeq lists its product as uncharacterized. The record is from RefSeq and is a predicted model, not a curated record. Lineage: Eukaryota; Fungi; Ascomycota; Dothideomycetes; Mycosphaerellales; Mycosphaerellaceae. The transcript has 4 exons. The coding region runs from base 1 to 1398 and encodes 465 amino acids.
AUGACAGACCAGUACUGGCAGCUGGAGAAGGAGUUCUACACUAUCAAUGUCCCGUCGGACCUCGUCCUGCGUGUGGUGGAGCACCAGGACAUCGCCACCCGCCAAGGCGACACCAUGGUGGUGAAGUCCACCCCAAUCAAGAUCCACGAGUUCCGUGUCGACAGUGAAACCCUCAUGGAUGCGUCGGAGUACUUCGGACAGCUCUUGGAGCAGCGCCCCUCCCACUUUGAGAUCCAUGAAAACGACCCCGGCAACGUGACGGGUCUCACAAUGUGGCUGAAGAUUGCCCAUCACAUCGUCCCAGACCACACGUACGAGCUCCACAUCUAUGAGGUCUGGUAUGUCUGCAGCGUCGCCAAGAAGUACGGCUUCGACCSACUCUCACCCAAGGCGAUGCAGUGGUUCGACGAGUGGUACAACCACCAACCACACGUCAAGCACUUCAACUUCCGUGAUUACGAACAGCUCAUCMUCCCCACGAUGACUUUCGAUAACGCGACAGCCUUCUCUCACACUACCAAGUACCUCGYCUACAGAUCUAACGGAGCCAUCAGCGAGACCAAGCCAGCGGAUUUCCACCCUGACAAUGCCGAAGAUGUCUUCACGGACCCGGCGAUCAUCGUGCAGCUCAAUUCUGCGCGCAACCGGCUCACCACAGUCCUGCACCGUACUCUGUACGCUCCGWUCAGCGAUUUUCUCGGCACUUCCUGCAAAUGCGCCAUGUAUCUCUUGUACUCAUACGAGAAGGGCCUCGCAAAUACUGGCUGCUGGCCAUUACACCCCGCCCUCGAAAAGAUGAGUAUGGCAACGGUCCUCGAGAACCUCAGCAAAUUCCAACACAUGCCCGUACAGACUUGCGGAAAGGAGAGAUGCAACAUUGAUCUGUUCAACGUGGUGGAGAAGGCGAUCAAAGACAUUGAGGGACAGUUUGCGGGACUCUGCCUCGACUGCAUGUACAAUUCCAGUACCCAGAUCGGCAAGGAGGAAUACUGGCGCCACGAGACGUUUGGUGUUCCCUGGGACCAGGGAUGCCGCGCUCCGMACACACAGCCGAGCUGGUUCUUCAGCUUCAUGGGCAAUCGUGCCGAGAUGAACGGGUACCUCUCAAACAAGACUCGCGAGCGCGCUAACAGCUACAGCCGUGAUCAGCCCAGCAGUUACGGCUAUGGCAACAACGCCUUCCCUCGCGGCGGCAACUAUAGUCGCGGAAACAGCGACCGUGGACCACGCCAGAUGACCCGGAAAUCCCAGCGCCCAGGACGUCAUGACAGCGGCUUCUCUCAGCAAUUCUACCCUGGAGGAGUGCCCGGCCAUGCCAUUCAGGAUAUCAACGCCCGGAUGACCAACAGCCGCAUUUCCGAGGUCCAGGACACGGAGACCAACAUUUCAAACGUCUAG